AUGGCGGCCUACGGAGCCGUACUGACGGAAUGUUUCUCAUCAAUUGACACAGAAAUUGUCGAUUAUAUAAAUGGUCUUCUUGAAGAUGGACAUGAUGACUUUGACACACCAGAUGACCUGUUCGAGGCCAUUGGAAUCAUGUUAUUACAAACUGAUGAAAACAAAUCUGAAGAUGACAUCAAGGAUAUAUGUGGGAGGUUAUAUAAUAUCAUGAAUGGGUCUCGGGACAGUGUUUCUCCAGAGCAAUCUCACAAAAGGAUGCUGACUACUCCAGUUCAAAUGUCUCUACUGGGCGAGGAAAGCGAAUCACUAGUACAAACCAACAGUAUCUGGAUAGCAAAGAAGGAAAAUGCAUCGCAAGUGGAUCCAAAAAAAUUAGAAAAAGCAGAAGCAAAAAUUCUGAAAAACAAAGAUCGGAAAGGAAAUGUACCGAAACCAAAGACAAAUGGGGCGCAGGAAGAAGCCAGUGCUAGUCAACAAUUCAACAGAAAAGAUGUCAAGUUUGAUGCCUCUGGAGCUAACAGAUCAUAUGACAUUAAAAUUGACAACUUUGAUAUCGCAUUUGGUGAAAAGGUUCUGAUCACUGGUGCAUCUGUGCAAUUAUUAGCUGGACGGAGAUACGGCUUUGUUGGGAGAAAUGGUCUUGGUAAAACAACGUUACUAAGAAUGCUCUCCAAAAAACAUCUUAAGAUUCCCUCCCAUAUAUCAGUGUUACACGUAGAACAGGAAGUCCAUGGAGAUGAUACAGUGGCUCUACAGAGUGUACUGGAGUGUGACAUCAAGAGAGAGGCCUUACUACAGGAAGAAAGAGACAUUUCAAAUAAACUUUCUGCAAAUAAUACAAAAAGUGAUGGUGAAUUGUCAUCACGAUUAACAGAGAUUUACCACGAGUUAGAAGCUAUGGAUGCUGCAAAGGCACCCUCAAGAGCUGGUGUCAUUCUAGCAGGCCUAGGAUUUACACCUAAAAUGCAGGCUGCUCCCACAAAAGAAUUCUCAGGAGGCUGGCGAAUGAGAUUGGCUUUGGCAAGGGCACUGUUUUCAAAGCCAGACUUACUGUUACUUGAUGAACCUACUAACAUGUUGGAUAUGAAAGCAAUCAUAUGGUUGGAAAACUAUUUACAGAGCUGGCCCACCACGAUAUUAGUUGUUUCUCACGACCGUCAGUUCCUAAACGCUGUAGCUACUGACAUUCUCUCACUACACAACCAGAAGAUAGACACGUACCGCGGUAACUAUGAAGUGUUUCAUAAAACACGGGAAGAGCGAUUACUGGCCCAACAAAGAGAGUUUGAAGCACAACAACAGUACCGUGACCAUAUACAGGUUUUCAUCGAUAAGUUCAGAUACAAUGCCAAACGUGCUUCACAAGUCCAGAGUAAAUUAAAGAUAUUAGAAAAAUUACCAAAACUUGUACCAGUGGAAAAAGAAUCCAAAGUCCAGUUCAAAUUUCCUGAAUGUGAAAAAUUGUCACCUCCUAUCCUGAUGUUAGACGAAGUUAAUUUCUACUAUUCUAAGGAGAGAAUAAUAUUCAAAAAUAUAUGUUUAAAUGCUAAUAUGGACUCCAGAAUUUGUAUAGUUGGAGAGAACGGUGCUGGUAAAACUACUCUACUAAAGAUAUUGUUAGGAACCCUGGAUCCUGUAAGUGGUAUCCGUCAUGUACAUCGCAAUCUUUCCAUCGGCUACUUUAGUCAGCACCAUGUUGACCAGCUUGCCAUGGACCUGUCCUCAUUAGAACUGAUGGCUGAGCGAUUCCCAGGUCUGAACUCUGAGGUGUACCGGGGAAAGCUUGGGAUGUAUGGUGUGAGUGGUGACCUUGCCCUACGACCAGUGUCCAGUCUCUCUGGAGGUCAAAAAUCAAGGGUUGCAUUUGCUUUGCUUGGAAUGAAAAAUCCUAAUUUCUUCAUCCUUGACGAACCUACCAAUCAUUUGGAUAUGGAGACAAUAGAAGCCCUAGGUCAUGCAUUGCUGAAAUUCCAGGGUGGAGUUGUGCUUGUUUCUCAUGACGAGCGUCUUAUACGAAUGCUAUGCAAGGAAUUGUGGGUAGUGAGGAAUGGUGGUGUGGAGACUUUAGAAGGAGGCAUUGAUGAAUAUAAGAAUAUUGUGGAGAAGGAACUGGAACUAAACUGUUGAUGAGUGUCCCUUUGUAUGUUUUAUAUGAUCGACCUGCAGUGUAAUCAUGAUAGAGGUCUGAAACCAACCAAACACAACAAUUAAACCUUAGUAAAUUGGUCAUAUCGGCUGAUCUACAGGGAAACCUGUGUAAACUGGUCAUAUCAGCUGAUCUACAGUAAAACCUGUGUAAACUGGUCAUAUCAGCUGAUCUACAGGUAAACCUGUGUAAACUGGUCAUAUCAGCUGAUCUACAGGUAAACCUGAGUAAACUGGUCAUAUCAGCUGAUCUACUGGUAAACCUGUGUAAACUGGUCAUUUCAGUUGAUCUACAGUAAAACCUGUGUAAACUGGUCAUAUCAGCUGAUCUACAGGUAAACCUGAGUAAACUGGUCAUAUCAGCUGAUCUACAGGUAAACUUGAAAAAACUGGUCAUAUCAGCUGAUCUACAGGUAAACCUGUGUAAACUGGUCAUAUCAGCUGUUCUACACUUAAACCUGUGUAAACUGGUCAUAUCAGCUGAUCUACAGUUAAACCUGUGUAAACUGGUCAUAUCAACUGAUCUACAGUUAAACCUGUGUAAACUGGUCAUAUCAGCUGAUCUACAGGUAAACCUGUGUAAACUGGUCAUAUCUGCUGAUCUACAGUUAAACCUGUGUAAACUGGUCAUAUCAACUGAUCUACAGUAAAACCUGUGUAAACUGGUCAUAUCAGCAGAUCUACAGAUCUACAGUUAAACCUGUGUAAACUGGUCAUAUUAGCAGAUCUACAGGUAAAACCUGUGUAAACUGGCCAUAUCAGCUGAUCUACAGUAAAACCUGUGUAAACCAGUCAUGUGAGGUGUUCUACCUCAAUACACUAAAUAUGCAUCAGCUGAUCUAUAGAUAAAUUUAUAAAAAAAACUUUGCACAUCAGCUGUCAGAUCUAUGAUGAAAUACUCCUAGACAGAACACAUCAGCCAAUCACUUCAUGAUCAAUUGUUAACCUCAACACAAUUAACUGGUGCACACAAGCUUUGAUGAUAGUUGUGUGAAUGUACAAUAUAAAUGUAUUUAUCUUAAUGGAGGUCAACUGCAAAUUUAUGACUGGAGUAGAUAUGUAAAUCUUUGGGGUUGUUUUGAUUAAAAUGUGUUUGUGUAUGCAUACAUUGGUUGAACAUGAAUGUUAAAUAAAAUGUGUACAAUAUGA
Messenger RNA from Ylistrum balloti, 3297 nucleotides. Its product is annotated as ATP-binding cassette sub-family F member 3-like. The record is from RefSeq and is a predicted model, not a curated record. The transcript has 18 exons. Lineage: Eukaryota; Metazoa; Mollusca; Bivalvia; Pectinida; Pectinidae. Gene Ontology annotation, molecular function: ATP binding; ATP hydrolysis activity. The coding region runs from base 1 to 2130 and encodes 709 amino acids.